Molecule: messenger RNA, 366 nt
Organism: Coccidioides immitis RS
Lineage: Eukaryota; Fungi; Ascomycota; Eurotiomycetes; Onygenales; Onygenaceae
Exons: 2
Coding region: 1-366 (121 amino acids)
Source: RefSeq, a predicted model, not a curated record
AUGUCCAGUAAUGGGGACGAACGGAACCAGGACCAGCCAUGGACUAGCCAUCCGGCCUGUUUUUUGAAGGCGCAAGUUUCCCGAAGUUCCGAAAUUCGCACAGAGGCUCCGUUCGCAGCUCGAAAAACCGAUGAAGGGUGGCAGCAAAGGCUUGGCCCGAGAGAAACUUGGUGGACCAGCGUUCAUCCCCCCUGGCCGAUUCGGAGGAAGCUGGGAUCGUCGACCGGAUUUACCUCUUACGCGUGGCUCCUCAUGUUUCUCUCGCAAGGACGACAACGAGCUGCCCCUCACACAAGAAAAGAGAGCUUCAUCGUCCUCUUUAGGACCUGGAGACGGCCACGGGACAUCAAUGCGAGGCGUCGUUAA